Arabis nemorensis is the source of this 633-nucleotide messenger RNA. The record is from the annotation of a GenBank genome assembly. Lineage: Eukaryota; Viridiplantae; Streptophyta; Magnoliopsida; Brassicales; Brassicaceae.
AUGGAUCUCGACUUCAAGUGUUCCGAUUUGGAAGCUUGGAACGAGGCUUUAUCUUCAUACGAAUCUCGAAUCGAGUCUCUGAACAAACCAGACCUUGUCUCUCUCGACCAAUUUUACCGCGUUAAACUCCCUUCUCUUCUUCACGACCGUGACCCUAACCCUUACCUCACCACCUCCGAACUUUCCCAACUCAUGAAAUGGAAGCUCUCCCGCGGCAAAUGGCGGCCGCGUUUACUGGAUUUCGUGUCGUCUCUGGAAGAUUCAGUGGUGAAAUCUGCUUCUGAAAAGGCUUUUAAAUCUCUCCCUGACAUCUCCAAGGCUGUGAAAGAGCUCACUGUUCUUAAAGGCGUUGGUCCGGCCACUGCUUCCGCCGUUCUGGCUGCUUAUGCCCCUGACAUUGCUCCGUUCAUGUCCGACGAGGCAAUGGAAGUGGCUCUUGGGAACUCAAUGGAUUACUCUUUGAAGCAAUACUUGUUAUUUGUGUCUAAACUACAAGAAAAAUCAAAGGAAUUAAAGUUGAAGGGAGAGUGGGAUGGGCCUUCAGACAUUGAAAGAGCUCUAUGGAGUUGUACUGUGCGUUCCACAAAGUCGCAGCCAGAGAAGAGCUCUUCGGGGAAGAAAAGAAAACGGUAG